Molecule: messenger RNA, 1710 nt
Organism: Cladocopium goreaui
Lineage: Eukaryota; Dinophyceae; Suessiales; Symbiodiniaceae
Source: the annotation of a GenBank genome assembly
AUGGGUGCAUCAAGUAGCACCGAAAAUCUGGGACAUCAGCUGUCUUCGGAUCUCUUGCUGGAAGCUAUCAGGUCAGCUGAGCCCUUGGGUGGCCGUUAUGUGACCACCAAGUUGGAGCAUGGACGACAAGUCGUGGUGAAGGUCUUCAAAGACGUCCAAAGUCAUGACGUCGCGGCCUUCCAACGACGGGCUGCAGCACUCUGUGGACUGGACAUGCACUUGCACCUGCUCCUGCCGAUGGGAUGGGCUGUCGCUGAGUCCAGCUGCUUCGUUGUGUACGAUCAGCUGGACCAGAUAGAUGCCGAGAAGAGGUUGCAGCUGUCGCGCCGGGGCGGCAAGGCUUUCUUGUGGGCGGACCGUCUACGUUUGGCUGCUGCGGUGGCCAGUGCUGCAAGCCAUUUGCGGAGCUGUUUGCUGGGGAGCCCUCAUCUGAACUUGAAGUUGUCCAGUGUGGUUUUCGACAGGACAGGGCAGGUGAAACUGGCCGACCUGGGCUUUGAAGGCGCAAGCUUCGAAGGCAAAGGGGACCUGCAGCCUGGGGACUCAGAUGGUCACAGGUGCGCCGAUGGCAGCGUGCCGGCCUACUACCUGCGGGAGGGGCCAUCGGAUGUGUUUUUGAUCUGGCUGCAGGGCGGGGGCGAUUGCAGCACUAAAGAAUCCUGCGAUGAGAGAUAUCGCAAGCAGUUCCGCAUGAGCAGCGCCCAAUUGGAGGAUGUCAUCCAUUUGGAUGGGAUUUUCUCAGAUUCCGAGAGGCAGAAUCCCUUCUUCGCCCGUUCCACACGGGUCUUCGUGCCAUAUUGUACUUCGGACUCCUGGUUAGGAAGGCGCACUGAAAAGGUGCAUGGCUACUACUUUCAGGGCGCGCAGAUCCUGACGGCCGUGCUACAUGAGCUGCGUCCCUUGCUGCGCCAGGCGCGGCUGGUGGUGCUGGGCGGCUGCUCCGCCGGCGGCCGCGGGGCCUUUUACAACUUGGACCGUUUGUGCGCGAUGCUGCCAGAGACUUCAACCCACUGUCGUGGCCUGCUGGAUGCCGCCUGGUGGCUGCCAGAUGCCGGACCCUUGGAGGAGGGUGCCCGGCGAGGUGUGACGCUGUGGCAGGCGGAGCUGACGCCCUGCGAGUUAGGCAACGAGUCGCACCUCUGUUUGUUCGGGCCCACCUGGGCACCGCACGUGCGAACGCCCUACUUGGUCCAUGAAGAGCAGUUUGAUCACUUCCUGCUGGGGAACAGGGGCGUGCACCGCCCCGUCUUCAGCUGGUCCCACGACCAAUGGCGCCGCGCCGAGACGCUACGCCAGGCGAUGCGCGAAAGUUGGGAGGACACGCGGCUGCCAGGCACUUCCUUGGCCUUCUCCGGUGCUUGCACAGACCAUUGUUUCGCCGAAAGCGCUGCCUAUUGGAACGUCAAGGUGAAUGGCGUCAGCAUGGAGCAGCUGGCGCGGCAGUGGCUCUCCGAAGGCGGCGUUGCGUCGAUGACGUCGGUGAUCGAGACCUGUGAGAUGCCCAACUGUUCUGCUGGAUGUCCCUUUGAACCUUUGCUCCACGAAGUCAUUCUGCUGGCUCUGGCCGCGCUGCUUUUACUCUGCUGCCUCUGUGGAGCCCUAUGUCUUUGCCGGCGGCGGAAAGCGCGGUCGUCGAGACCGGUGGAAACUGCGGGGCAGUGGGCGGUCAUUGGAGCUGUAGAUGUGGAUGAUGAUGCGAAGGAAUCCUAG